Messenger RNA from Lepisosteus oculatus (spotted gar), 729 nucleotides. It is a transcript of the gene hspb2, whose product is annotated as heat shock protein, alpha-crystallin-related, b2. Gene Ontology annotation, biological process: response to heat; protein refolding; negative regulation of apoptotic process. Gene Ontology annotation, molecular function: structural constituent of eye lens. Lineage: Eukaryota; Metazoa; Chordata; Actinopteri; Semionotiformes; Lepisosteidae. Gene Ontology annotation, cellular component: cytoplasm; nucleus. The record is from RefSeq and is a predicted model, not a curated record.
UAUCAGCCCCAUGCAAACACAGGCACACAGUCACUCUCUCUCUCCCCGACUCUCUCUGCAGACCCUGCCAGUCGUUUCCGCGAGGAACUGAGCCGCCGUGCCCUCGCAGCUCGCCGGGAUGUCGGAGCGCACCGUUCCUCACGCGUACCCCAUGAGUGUGGAGUACGAGAUGGCGUCUCCCUGCCGCAUCUACGACCAGAACUUCGGGGAAGGCCUGUCGCCUCAGGACGUCCUGGCCCCCACCCUGUACCACGGCUACUACAUCCGCCCGCGGCUCAACAAGCAGCUGGAGCGGGGCUUCUCGCAGGUGGACAGCGGCGACGACUGGUUCCGCGUGCUGCUGGACGUGUGCCAGUUCACGCCGGACGAGAUCGCGGUCCGCACCGUGGACAACCUGCUGGAGGUGAGCGGUCAACACGCCCAGCGGCUGGACCAGCACGGCUUCGUCAGCCGCCAGUUCAGCCGCACCUACAUCCUGCCGCUGGGCGUCGACCCGCUCCUGGUGCAGGUCACCCUCUCCCACGACGGCGUCCUGUGCGCCGAGGCGCCCCGGAAGGCUGCGGAUGUCAAGCCCACCGUCCGCGAGCUCCAAGUCCGAGUGGAGGGCGGGGAGAAGCAGCACAAGGAGGCGGGGAAGAGCACGUGAACCCCUCCCACACUGGCAGGGCUGGGGCGGGGCUGGGUGUGGUUGGGGAGGGGCUAGGCGAGGCUGGGUGUGGCUGGGGCGGG